AUCAACGGUUUAAGUUUGAUCACAAAUCUAUUUGAAUCUUGAAUGGCAUAUGAUCCAUAAAAAGAGUAGCGCAAUUGCAGUGAAAGCAUCUUAUCAAUUCGGCUUGCCUCCACUAGAAGAAGUUCACUCUGUUUGUUUUCUGGCUUUUAUAAAUAGAAAAAGAGUGAAGCCAGUGGUUUUCUUCUUUACCUUCUCAUUCUUGUUUCUGGCUUGAGGACCGACUAUGACUUCUUUGUCUCUCACAUUCUUCACCGCGUCACCUAGGGUUCUCUCCUUUCCAUUAUUUUCUUCUUUCUCGUCGUCUCUCAACGUCAACCUCCCGCCUCCUUCUUCGCUGUCGUUUCGAUCCGGCGCGGGGAGGUUCGCUUCUUUCAAGGUCGAAGAAAUGUCUAAGAUGCUUCAGGAUGUGGAAUCCGCUCAGAAGACUAUUUUCGCCGCAAGUGCCGCGCAAGACGAGCGCAAGAAGUCUUUGUCUAUCGGCGAGGUCAACCAUUCGCGUGCUUUUCUCGAUGCUCGUACUGAACAAGAGCUCUUAUCUGGAAUUAGCAAGGAAGUUAAAGCAGGAAGGCUGCCCUCAAAUCUUGCAGCAUUGAUGGAAGAGUUAUAUCACAAUUAUAAAAAUGCAGUCUUCAGCAGUGGAAAGCCUGGGGCUGAUGAGCUUGUAUUGUCAAACAUGGCUGUGACAUUUGAUCGUGUACUUUUAGAUAUGGAGGAGCUGUUUCAAUUCCAGCCAUAUCACAAGGCAUUAAGAGAGCCAUUUGACUAUUACAUGCUUGGUCAAAAUUAUAUACGUCCUUUGAUUGAUUUCAGCAAUUCAUAUGCUGGCAACAUCUCUCUUUUCUAUGAAAUGGAACAGAAACUUCAGCAGGGCCACAAUAUUAUAUUGAUCUCUAACCACCAAACUGAAGCAGACCCAGCUAUCAUUGCUUUGCUGCUUGAAUCAGCAAACUCCCAUAUUGCAGAGAACCUGAACUAUGUGGCAGGGGAUAGAGUUUUAACUGAUCCUCUCUGCAAGCCCUUCAGCAUGGGAAGGAAUUUAAUAUGUGUAUACUCAAAGAAACACAUGUUUGACGCCCCUGAGCUUAUUGAGAUGAAAAGGAAGGCUAAUACACGAAGUUUGAAAGAAUUGGCUUUGCUUUUAAGGGGUGGGUCACAAAUAGUAUGGAUAGCUCCAAGCGGUGGUAGAGAUCGUCCAGAUCCUGUUACUGAAGAAUGGCAUCCAGCACCCUUUGAUGCUUCUUCAGUGGACAAUAUGAGGAGGCUUGUAGAAUUUUCUGGUACUCCAGGGCAUAUGUACCCUUUAGCCCUGUUAUGUUAUGACAUCAUGCCUCCUCCACGCCUGGUAGAAAAAGAAAUCGGAGAGAGAAGGGCGGUAUCCUUCUGUGGGGCUGGGUUAUCAGUGGCGCGAGAAAUCAGCUUCUCAGAUAUUGCUUCUGCUUUUGAAAAUCCUGAAGAGGCCAAGGAAGCGUAUUCAAGAGUAUUAUAUGAUUCUGUGACCGAACAAUACAAUGUACUCAAAUCUGCCAUAAAUGGCAAACAAGGACUAGACGCAUCAAUUCCAAGUGUGUCUUUGUCACAGCCAUGGAAUUAAUCACUCAACUCCAUCAUGUCGUCAUGAACUUUGCUUGAUUUAUUGCAGGCUAAAAUUUUGUUCUUCCCUAAUUUUGAAAAUUUUCGACAAGGCUGCGGAUAUGUUAGCACGUGCACUGCAAGAGGAAGUCCUUUUCAAUAGCCAUCAAUGAUUUUGACUGGAGACUUUUGUCAUCUAUUUUUCUCAGAAGGAAAUUGAAUUUCAGGUUUGCAUUGUACUGUACAGAUCUUAAUCAUUUCAUAGGCAAUUUUACAUGUAUAUUUGAAAUUCAUGUAUUAGAUAAUAUUCUUCAGCUAAUUGGCUCAAUUCUUAUUCUUUCA
Molecule: messenger RNA, 1911 nt
Organism: Mangifera indica (mango)
Lineage: Eukaryota; Viridiplantae; Streptophyta; Magnoliopsida; Sapindales; Anacardiaceae
Product: glycerol-3-phosphate acyltransferase ATS12, chloroplastic-like
Exons: 13
Coding region: 224-1591 (455 amino acids)
Biological process (GO): glycerophospholipid metabolic process
Molecular function (GO): glycerol-3-phosphate O-acyltransferase activity
Source: RefSeq, a predicted model, not a curated record